Molecule: messenger RNA, 1245 nt
Organism: Priapulus caudatus
Lineage: Eukaryota; Metazoa; Priapulida; Priapulimorpha; Priapulimorphida; Priapulidae
Exons: 1
Coding region: 1-1245 (414 amino acids)
Biological process (GO): proteolysis
Molecular function (GO): aspartic-type endopeptidase activity
Source: RefSeq, a predicted model, not a curated record
AUGCCGUCCUGGCGAGUUGGACUUGUAGUGUGUGGGAAGGCGGUAGAGUUCCUGCUGGACACCGGUGCAGAGGUGACUCUACUAGAUAGCGGGGCCCACGAAAGGUUGCCUCAGGGGAAGCCUGGACUGACCCCCACGGUUGCAGAAGUGGUCGACGUUCAGCAACGGCCAUUACCGACGCUGGGCGAGUGUGAAGUGCAGCUUGGGUUUGGUGGCCAGCGCUAUUUGCACGAUGUGCUGGUAGUACAGAUGAGAGAAGUUAGUGGCAUGCUAGGCAUGGACUUCAUGUGCCAGCACAACUGUCAACUGGACACGGGUCGCGGCUACCUCACGAUCGACGGGGUUACUCAUGCCCUUUACGGCGGACGGCCUGUCGACGAUCAUCGUUUGUGUGCGCCCCGAACUGUGCAAAUUCCGGCGAGACACCGAGCCGUGGUGCAUGGCAGUGUGCGCCGGUCAGGUUGGGUGGUCGCCCAUCUGGCGAUCGUGGAGCCUACGCGUCGGUUUGCUGAAGGCAGGGCACGCCGGGGAGUUGUGAUGGCGCAUUGUUUGGUUGACACGGCGGGAAACCGGGUGCCUCUGGCAGUAGUCAACGUGGGGUCCGAGGAGGUCGUUAUCCAGCAGGGAGCAGAGUUGGCCCACUUAGAGGACAUUGCUCAAGUAGGGAGAGUGGGCGAUGGCGAGUGCAACUCGGCGGAGAAGGCAGUUCAGCAAGUGCCGUUACAUCUCCAAGGAUUGAUCAACGGGAUGGAUGCUAGUGUGACGACCGAGCAGCGUGGUGCGGUAAUAGAGACGGUUGACGCUUACCGCAAUCAGUUUGCAGCACUGGGUGGAGCAUUGGGCCAAACUUGUGUUGUCAAGCAUACCAUCGACACGGGUAACCAUUACCUGAUUAAGCAGGCUCCCCAACGUUGUCCGCUGGGAAAGCAGCAGGCCUUAGACGAGGAGCUCGAUCGGAUGUUGGAUGCUGGCAUCGUGCAGCCAAGCGAUAGUCCAUGGGCUUCACCAGUGGUUUUAGUCACCAAGAAGGACGGUGCAGUGAGGUUUUGCAUCGACUUCCGCAAAUUCAACGAUGUGACAAGGAAGGAUGCGUACCCCUUGCCCCGCAUUGACGAUACUUUGGAUUCCCUCGCCGGGGUCACAUGGUUUUCCACGCUUGAUCUGGCCAGUGGUUUCUGGCAGGUUGAAAUGGAUUACCGGGAUGCAGCCAAGACUGCGUUUGGGGAAAAGCGAGGCCUAUUGUAA